Messenger RNA from Triticum turgidum subsp. durum (durum wheat), 405 nucleotides. The record is from the annotation of a GenBank genome assembly. NCBI's taxonomy places the organism in Eukaryota, Viridiplantae, Streptophyta, Magnoliopsida, Poales, Poaceae.
AUGAGGAGCAGCGAGGCCAUGGAGCUCCUGGGCUUCGCUCCCUACUCCCGGCCGUCCCCUUCCGAGCUUCUGUUCCAGGUGAAGGCUGCGUAUAGAAGAAUGGUCAUGGAGUCCCAUCCCGAUCGUGUACCGACACAUCAGAAGCCUCAAGCAGAGUCAAAAUUCAAGCAGAUAGUAGAAGCAUAUUCUUGUUUGAAGGAUGGUCGAAGAUUUGGGAACAGAAUGGAAGUACAUGUAAUGAGGUCUGGUGUUCCAACGGGAUACAGAAGAUCAAACAAGAUAUUGAUUAAAGCCCCCUUUCUGCUCAUAAUUUGUGCCGCAGUUUCCUUUGGUUCCUACAGCGCUUCGAGGGCAUACCAGCGGCAAAAGGAUGUGUGUUCCUCUCAGAACCCUUUUCUUCCAUAA